Messenger RNA from Cylicocyclus nassatus, 372 nucleotides. The record is from the annotation of a GenBank genome assembly. Lineage: Eukaryota; Metazoa; Nematoda; Chromadorea; Rhabditida; Strongylidae.
AUGUUCGCUCAACUUUGCCUUGCCGUUACUGUUGUUGGAAUCGCUCUAGCCGCUGAUAUUCAACGUGAAACGAAAAAUGCUGUAAAUGAAGUCACAACCACUAAAGACGGUGAUCUGUACUGCCCCGUACCAAUUGUCGGUACCAAAUGUCCGGAAUCAUCCGUGUUCCACUACUACAAAUGCUGUGGAGAUCUGAAUAAGGACUGUUGCUUCAACUUGCAGACAUGGGUCAUUGUUGUGUUGGCCUUGAUUGCGAUGUCAGAAAAAUCGAUAAUCGAUCGAUCGCCACAUAGAAAAUCACCAACGACAUCGACACUCCAAUCAAUCAUCAUUUCUAUCAAAUGCGGUAUGUACUUCUCAAAUAAUCGAUGA